GGGUAGCCUGGGAACAAUCUCGCAGUUGUUGUUUCCAGGACUCUCGUCUCGAUUUUGUUAAUUUCCGUUCACGGAACGUCGCUCGUGCGGUCUCUCGUGCGAUCUCCACCGGUUUUACAAGUCUCCACAAAACGCCAGAAAGAAAGACUGCGGUUAAAAUGACAAGUUUAAAUGACUACGACUGGAUUGGGUUUGAUCUAGAUCAUACAUUGAUUCAGUAUAAGCUGGAUUAUCUUUACCCGGUGAGUUUGUAAAAUGGCGGUGUCUGAGCCUGAAAAAGCGCGCGGAAAAAUAAACCGAUGUUAACUUCCUCCCGAUCCCGUUAAGAAUAGAGGCGUUUAUUUGAUACAACACACAAAAAAUGUUCAGUUCAACGCAUGAUCUAGCUUUUAUGACUGCUUUUUUGGGAUGUGUGGUCCUAAUAUAUAGGUUUCCCUGCUUUCAUCUUAAAUUUCAUACUCAAGUUAAGUAAGCUUUAUAUAUCCACGUGGAAAUUGUGCUUCUUAGAUUAUUAGGGUGUUUUUGUUUGCAUUGCUAAUCACUUUAUAGCUUAAGGAUGCAAAGAGUGCCGAGGACGAUAAUUUAAGGAUAGAUUUCUGCACAGCCCCACUCAAAUGCAUGCAGCAAAAUCAUACUACUUGUAUGGGACAUUCCAUUUAUUUCUCCUCAGCGACGACCCCCUCCCCCCCCCAAGGAUGGCGGGCUUUUAAAUUGGGCCGGGGGGGGAUCCUUGAAACAAGCUCACGAAAUUUGUUAUUUACCCUCGGCAGUGUUUAUAGCACUGAUGCUAGUGGGGCCGGGCAAAUGUCUGAAACAAAUAAUUCAAAUCAAACCUAAGAGGGUUAAGAAUCCCAACUGGCGGAAGGCAAACCAGCUGGCUAUUUACCAACAUAGCCGAGGAUGUGAACUCAGGACUACCGUGAACAAAUCCAGCUAGCGGUCAGAGCAGGACUUGAACUCGCUGCCUUCGAAUUGCGAGACCAGCUCUCUAACCACUCGGCCACCCUGCCUCCUAUAACCCAUGGUAACCCAGGAUUAAAGUUAAACAGGCUUUGAACAUCUUUUGCAGUGAACUACCCUACCUGUGGACUAGGCCAUGUGCAUCAUGAAAGAAAUAAUAAAUACAUCAAGUGCAUUUUUGGUCUGUGUUAUAUGCUAGACUGUCUUGUGGGAGGCUCAAAGAUACUCAACGGGUAACACAUAAUUGCGAGCAGUGAAUAGAGUUGAACACAGAAGUGCUGAUGUAUUUCAAGUUGUGAUAAAAAGUUCUGUAACUGAAAUCUGAAAUGACAAGCUUUUUAAGCAAAUUAUCCAUUACUUUUGUUGAAAAUAAUGUAACUUGAUGCAGUUAACCAAAGGAUCAGAACUCAUUGAGAAAUUAAAUUGCGGCAAGGUUGAAAAUAAUAUGAAGACAAAAAAAGAAAAAAAACUGAGGAAGAGAAGAAAAAGAGUGUUGAUCAAAAGAAAGUUAAUUUCAAACCAGCUGGUACAAAAAGGAUUAAAUUCCUAAGGCCUUUUAAAAUUCCCUUCUUGAAACAGAACCCUUUAUAAUUUCAGAAAUGGCUCAUGUAUGUGAUCAUGAGGCCCUCAUUGGCCAACUCCUAAAAUAAACACUGCUUUGGGUCCUGAGCACCCCCAUAUCCCUGUGGGGUCACAUCAUGGGGAUGUUUGUUCAAUAUCAUAGGGUGCGUUCCUUUGGGAUGAUCCACAUCAGGAUCACUGAUCCGAGAUCACUUGGAUCAUGGUAGAUCAAAUGAACUGAUGAAUCCUUGUCCAGAGUGGAUUCAUCGGCUCAUUUGAUCUACCAUGAUCCGAGUGAUCUCGGAUCACUGAUCCUGAUCCGGAUCAUCUCAAAGGAAUGCAUCUAUAGUGUUUUAGUGUAUUUAGUAAGUGGCAUUUUCAAUCAUGAUGAUAUACCUUAUAAAGUUCUUUUCUUUUUUUCCAGUUUAUUUACAAAAUAUUCACAGAAGCCUUGGUUAAAGACAAAGGCUAUGAUUCCAGCUUACUGGAAGACAACUUUGAAGACCUUAAGGACUUUUGGUAUGAAUGACCAUAUUUUCAGCUUGCAAAGCCUUAUCCAUUCUCAUCCUUUUUCAAAUAUUUAUAUAGAGAUCAUGGCUGUACACCAGAUACAUCAUAGGUUGUUCAAGACAUUCAAAAAAGUAACAAAAUAAACAUUCAUUUAUUAAACCUUACACCAGCCUACCAGUGGCCAAGUCAUGAUCAGUAUUAUUGCAUAAUACUAAUCAUAUAAAUAAACCUUAAUGGCAUGCUUAUUGCUAUUGUUUUAUUAUAAAUAUUGCUUUUCUCUUAAAACUAUAAGCUGACUAUGCCUUUUUAAUUUCAUGUAUACUUACACUGUAGCUGGCAUAUUUUUUCUCCAGUCUUAGGGGACUGGUCUUGGACACACAAAAAGGAAAUAUCCUGAAAAUUGACAAAGAUGGGUUUAUAUUGAGGUUGGUAUUAAAACUUUGUGCUACAAAGCCAUUUGCAGUUUCUGGAAUGGCGUCUGUGUUUUGUCAUUUAUUGUUUCCUCAAGAACAAGAUAUUACUUAAUACUUUAUACAUAAUGGCCAUUUUGAGCAGCUGAUUUUGCAGGAAUCGAAUGUCAUCCACCUCUCAAAACAGGGAAAGCUUGUCUUAUGAGUUCAACGAGUCAAUGAGUCAUGAGUCAAGCCUUGAAUCAGGUUUGGGUUAAGUACUGAAAAUAGUGAUGGGGUUAAUAAUUGGUAAUUUUAGUUUUGAUAAAGGCUAUAAAGCACUGACUGUAGUGAUUCCCCACAAAUGCACAUUCUAAUGUUUUAGUUUCAGGGUUGUCAGAUGUAGCUGGCUGCCGGCGAAAAUUGCCGCCUACUUGGUUAGUAUCGGCUGGCUACUCUGCUUGGCAUUUCUUUAUCAAUGGCGUUUUUUAAAUGAAAUAUCCCUAGACUGGCUGUUUUCUUUGACAACUCAGCCAUCUACUUCAAAACUUUCUGACAACCCUGAGUUUAAUCUUUCGUAUGAUGAAUAAUGAGGGUUGGUCCUUUUUUCACAUUUUAGCCUUUCAUAACAUCUUAAAAAAGUAACAAUAGUGAUGUAGGGUUAAUGACUCACUCAAAGUGGUUAGCAUUUAUUUAGGUUGGGUUUGUCACUAUACAGUAUCUUCUGUAAAGCAGUUACUGAUAGCAAAUCUGAGAGAUGCAAACUAUUGACUCAUGACUCAUUGACUACUUAAUGACUCUUUUCCACUUAAUUAAAUUUAUACUAUAAUAGCCAACUCUUCAUUACAAUGGCCACUAAUUAAAAUUAAUUACAUCUGAACUGUAGCCAAACAACUCAUCAACAUGGUCAUUUAAAAACACAACCUUGUGUACAGUGUUAUACAUGCAUGUACAAAUUAGGAGUGCAAAAAUGGACAUCCCUGGACAUCCAUUUUCACCAUAGUCUAGAAAUACAGGCCUUUUAACCAAAAGAUAAUUUUUUCAUGCUUUUUACCAUUAAUUUUUAUUAGGGCAACACAUGGUACAAAACGGAUGACAAGAGAAGAAAUUACAGAUUGGUAUGGAGAAAAGAGCAUAUGGCCUGAGAUUAACAGCCUGAAAGAAAAUCCAAGUCAACAGUGUAAGACACAAUAAUUUGUACAUUUUUGACUGUGUAUUGUUAUCUGAAAGUUUCUGCUUUUACUGCAGUCGUUAUCGUGGUUGCAUAAAUUUCCUAUCAUGCUAAGAGGACAGACCACAAUGUGGUGAAAAAUUUCCAGUGCUCUGGUGGAAGUAUGAGGAGAGUCAGUUUUUCCAAAAUAAUAUUCAUAUAAGGAUGGCACUAGCCUUUCCUAUACCUUCUAUUGACUACUGGUACCCCCUUUCACAUACCUUUUGACUGCUGUAAAUUUACUGUCUUUUAAAUAUGUGUAAAUCACUAAACUAGAAAAUUAUCUUGUCUUUUUGAUAGCCACAAAAUGCUAACCUGUUGUUCUCAAAGUGUCUUCACUAUAGCCUUGUUUCUUUCUUGCCAUUUUCAUGCUGAGUUUCUCCCAACCCUGUAUCCUUCUUUUUUGAAUUCAGGGCUAGGUGGGCAGGGCUGUCCAGCCCCUACGUCUUCAAAUAUUGAGAAUUGAUAGGGAAGGGAUGAUAGAUGAUGUUGUAAUGCACAACACAUGACGUCAAUUGUGCAAAAAAUGGCAUAAAAGAUGUUUUUGGAAUUGUAACAUUUGACCUGAUUGGUUUACUUCCCACCAAUCACUUUAUUACUUAUAUUACAUUGGCAUACCGGAGUUUGUGAGGAAACAUUCAGUGUUAACAGUAAAAUAGCUCAAACAACACAAAAGUCGAAUCUACAAGAAAUGGCGAACGUUGGCAACUAUUAGGGAGAUUUCAGACUCUAAUCUGGAGACCUGGAGAAACGGUUCAAAAUCUGGAGUCUCCUGGAUUAUCCGGGAGAGUUGACAGCACUGGGUAGCUAUUGGUCAGUAAGUAUUCCACUGAACAGUUCAGUGUGACGGUGCAUGGUUGAGGUCGCUCACAGGGUUGCCAUGGAUACCUCAUUCCUGGUGCUAGAGCUUUACCAUCUCCACCAACCUUGUAGGCACCAGUACCCAAGCUCAUCUAUUGCUGAAAAUUAUUUUAAUUCAGAAAAUUAUUAUCUAUAUCAAUUUUCCUUAACCAGCAUAAGCAAAUAAAACAAUUAUUUUAUUUUAAUAUGAUGGUACAUGUAUGAUUUCUUUUUCUGGUACAGCUUCCAUGUUUAGAGUGUUUGAGAAUUACUUUGACCUUCCUGUGAUGGUAAUAUGUGCACGUCUCAUUGAUAUAAUAGAUGAAAAGGUAAAUGGACAUGACUUUUCCUUCAAUUAUCAGCGGUAAGCAAAGUUUGAUCACAAUAAUGUUAUCUGUAAUUUGCUGGUGCAAAAAAUGUAAAUGUGAUAUUUUUGCUGUUUUUCUUCCUCUGCUAGAAUGGAAGAUUGGAAAAAUACAAUUUUUGGCCAGAUGUAAUUUAUAUGUUAAGACAUGUUUUUAAUCCACUAAAGUUUUCUGGUAAGUCAUAAUUAUUUUUAUUUAUUGUUUGUUUGAUAGUGUUUGUAUCAGGGUCGUCUGUAAGCCUACAAGAGAAUGACAAUGUGACUAACAGACGACUGUUUAACUGUGACAAUAAACGGAUCAAAAUGCACCAAUUACUGAUUACGAGUCCUCAUAGCCAAUAACAUCACGGCUUAACUGACAGACGACCAAUAACAUCGCGACGUAAUUGACCAAUCGGAUCAAUAACCAGAGUAUAAUACCAUCAACUGACGCACAGGUUGUCGAAACAUCAGUCACUGUCAAAAACAACAGUCCUAUUCAGGAAUCUGUUCACCCGGACCAUCAAACUCAACCUACUUUUGAAAUUCUUUCUUUAUUUUCUUUUCAGAUCAAAAUGGGUACUUCUUUCCUGUCAUAACAAAAAAUACGUCUAAAUUUAUAAAGCCAUGUAGCAAGAAAAUCCUUGACUGGAUUAAAUCUUUACGAGAUGGAAAGCAAAAAGUCUUCCUCCUCACCAACUCAUACAUUGACUACACAAAUCUUCUUAUGAAUUUUGCUGUUGGGUAAGGCUGAAUACUUAUUAGUUUUAGCAUAAUGAUUAAGAUUUUUGGUACUGUGGAACCAUUGCUCCCCCAUUUGAGGUCCCACAUCAUAAUAUUGAUGAUGAGGAAGAUGAUAUUGUAUGACCUUUAUGAUGGUUGCAAUGAUAAUCAUGGUGAUGAUGAUGAUGAUGUUGAUGAUAAUGAUGAUUUUAAUGAUGAUGAUGAUGAUGAUGAUGAUAAUGAUGAUGAUGAUGAUGAUGAUGAUGAUGAUGAUGAUGUUCAUGCGGCCGCGGCUGAUGAUGAUGUUGGUAGUGGUAAUAAUGGUGGUGUUAUUGGUAAUGUUAAUGGUGAUGAUUUCAUAUGUUGAUGAUGAUGUGCUUGAAUUUGGUUGUACCUAACCUCUUAGCAUUUUACUUAAUAUGUGCUUUUUGAUUAAGUAAUGGUCCAGAAGAGAAGGAAAGAACCAAAUGCAAUUAGCAUAUGUUGAAAUGCAAAAAGGUGCUAACUUUACUUUUGUCUCUAUUACACGUCUGAUUGGUUUAUUUUGUUUUAGGGAACACUGGCCAGAAAUGUUUGAUGUUGUUGUUUGCAUGGCUGGAAAACCAGGUUUCUUUCAAACUCAUGUUUUUUCUGGUCAUACCAACUGUUGAUAAUUAUUUUUAAUGCAUAAUUUAUAAUAAUACAGUUUAUGUACUGAAAGUGCCCACACUUAAGAUUGAAGGUGCUUAUGCAUUGUAUAAAGCUGUUUUAGUCCGGUAAAGAUCAACAUCAAAUUUCUCCUAAGUUAUCAUAAUGCUUAAUGACUUUUACCUGAAUUUGUCAGUCACUUUUUAUACUUUUCAUAAGCAACCUCUUACCAGGAGGCCUUUAAAAUUACCAGAUGUGAUGAUGAUCAAUAAUAAUUUUAAGACUAGUAAUCAGAAAGAUUUAGGCUUUUUCUACACUAUACUGGCCACAUGCAUGGAUAGCUACAUUUUGUAUACAUGGAAAGCUAUAAAAUCAUUCACACACAUCGGACAUCAUGCCAUAGCUAGCAGUCAGCCAGGAAGGAUACAUUUUAAAUGUGAUGAUGAGCAAAGUACAAAUUAUAACCUAGUGAUUAAUUUAUAUUUAAAAUGUUAUUUAUUUUUUUAUUAAUAAUUUUUGCAGGUUUUUUCAAGUCCGAAGAACAACUAACCCAGUUUUAUGAGAUUGGUAAAAAUAUUGAAUAAUGCUCCUGUGUUUUGUUUUACAUUUUCAUUUUAUUUACUGGUUUUGGCUGUCAGGUUUUGGGUAUUGUUUUGUCUGGGUGGCCUAGCUAUAAAUUCAUUGUGCUUGAGAAACUGUAAUGCUUGAAUGAUCAUUUCAAGUUGUUUCCUCAAGAUGUAAGUUGGUUAAUUGACAAUUGCAUAAAGGCUGUUGAUAGUUGCAUCUAACUAGUUUCAAGAAAAGAGAGGUGCCAAUUACUGAAAACUUUGACAAAAGCAUUUCUGGUUUGAUAAUUCUUUCAGUAACUGAGGAUUGAGAUUUGAGAAGCAAUCAUCAAGAAUCAAGUCUCAAUUCUUGGUACUUGAUUCAUGGAUGCAAACAUCAAAAAGGGCAUUGAAGAUGAGCAAGAGAACCUAAUUUAUUGAAAAUGUCAUUACAAGUCAAAAAUUCUGAAUGAUUAUUUUUUCAUGUGACUGUACAAAAAUGGUUUCAGUUUAGUGUACAGUACAUGUUAAUUUUGUAGAGGUGCAAAGGUGAUAAAAUUAUUGAUGGUAAAUUUUAAGCGUGAUGAAGAAAUGAGAAAUGAUGUGAUCAACAAGUCAUGAGCAUGUGACAAAGAAAAAAUCUGAGUCCGCGACAGUAAUUGAACCUAUGACCUUCCGUAGACCAGUCAGAUGCUCUAACCACUGAGCUACGAAGGACUCGUGGCUAGCUGUGCCAUACACACAGUUCAUGUAUGACAUGCGUCUUGACAUGCCCCAUGCCCGUGACAUGUUAAUCAAUCACAUCAUUUCUCAAUAAAAUUUUUAUUUAAACUUUUAACAGAUGGUGAAAGAGAAGGUGAUCCUGUAAAACAGCUUCAGCAAAAUAGAAUUUAUAGCAGAGGGAAUCACAGGGACUUCACUGCAUUUCUUCAAAAACAAACCAACAAAGAAAACCUUAAGGUAUGUAAUCUUUUAAUUACCAGGUGUGACCAUUGUCAAUUUUCUCCAAACAAUAUCUAUACAUUAUCAAGAGAACAGGUCAUGAGAAUAAAACAAUAUUAAUGAUUAUCUAAGGUACAUGCAAAUUGCUUUGAUUUUUUAAAUUAAAUUCUUUCAACUAAUUCCUUAAGGAAAUGUUGGUGAUCAGUCUGGAGGAGUUAAGGGUUAAGAUAAUUUUGACUGGCCCGUUAGGCCAUCCUCUUUUUUUCUCCAUAGCGUCGUCCAGCCACCUCGUAUUUUUGGCAUUUUCAAACCAAAAAAGAAGUAACAACGUAGUUACACUAUUUUUCACUUGAAAUAAUUCUUUUAAUCUGAAAAAUGAGCAUAGUAACAACGUAGAGAAAAACAGGGACAAAAUGGAACAUUAAUUUUUACACUAUAAUUAUUUUGUUAAUCCAAAUAUGUAAAUGUUAACUUUUAAUGUUGUCCUGGGGUACCAGGGCCUCCAAUUCCGAGACUUCUUGUGAUUUGUUUUUUUUAGGUUUUUUUUAAUCCAACCGACCAACCCAAUAUCAGGAAAUGCAUUUGACGCUAAAUGCAAAAAAGGGGAUGGCCUUAAGUCAGGAAAAAAUUUUUAUUUGACCCAGAGUUCAAUAUAUGCUUAAUUGAUAUUUUCCAGUUCAACACAUUUUAUUUUGCUAACCCUUAUGUUCAUUAAUGCCUCUGUAGGUUUUGUAUUUUGGAGAUAGUAUGAGGUCAGACUUGUUCCCAUCAGUGGUACAUGGUGGCUGGGAUGUUGUCACAAUACUGGAGGAAAUGGAAUCAGAAGGCCUAGUAAUAGAACACCUUGUAACACAUGAAGAUAAAAAGGUAUUUAAAAUGGUUGUGUUUUUAGUGAUCAACUGAUUUUUUUCAUGGGUUGGAAGAGUGAAUUGACCACUCCAGAAAAUACCAUAACAUACCAUAAGACUCUUUCAGUUUCUCUUGGGGCCAUUUUAACUCGCAAGAGAAACUGAACACAAUGCUUAUGCAAAAUUUUGAGGUGACAAACAAAGAGCAUUAUGGUAUGUUACGGUAUUUCUGGAGUGGUCAAUUAAAGGUCUUCUGUCAUUAUUCUAAUAAUGUUAAGCUGCUUUAGUCCAUCUUCUAUCAGGGACGUGAGUUAUAAAAUAAAUUUCUGUUGUGUGACAGAUCACGCAAGGAUUUUAACACUGAUUGAACAAUGCAUUUAUUGCAGCACCUUGUCACUUUAGUUAAUGUAGAUAUUGUUUUCAGCAAACAUUCUAGGAAAUUUCUAUUGAAAAGUGCCUUAAUUUGAUUAUUAGAGUCUGUUGCAAAUGUGACAUGACCUUUGUAGGCAUCACUUAAUUAGUGAUGUGAUGCGCCACCCUAGUAUUUAUUGUUCUAUUUUCUCUAUAUAUUAUUUGAUAAUGUAACUGUUACUUUUGGCAGUUGCCCAAUGAUUGCUUCACAAGAAGCAUGAAACUCUGAGUGGCAAUGAAUGUUCAAGACCAUUUACUCCACAAUUUAUGAUUAUUUUAUUAUCAUUUUCAAAAUAGGAAUCACUUGAAGAUGGUCCCAGUCCCAAGAAACCUGCCAAGUAUCUCCAUGUAAGAUUGCUAGAUUAUCUUGUGCUGUCUUGAGUCAGAGCUAAAUAGCAUCAGAAACGCUUAACCUCUGAUAAUUUCAUCCCAUGUGUGAUCAGGCAUUUUUUGAAAUUUAGAGAUAAUAGGGAGAGGGCAUGAUCUCAGGCUAGCUGGGGCCAAUGUACCAAUUGCCUCAUAAUCCUGCAGUCCCAGGUUCGUCCCUCCCUGAUGACUCACGGGAUUUUGUUUCUUGUUAUCCACGAGGUACAACCCCUUGGCCACACUUACUGGUUAUCCUUCUGCCAGAUGGUUUUCUUUACCUCCUCUUCUAAUAACUUAAGUAUUACUGUAAGAGACCUUGCAUAAGGGGUGUGGUCAAAAGCAUGGCAAAGCCUGGCCAGGCCUGGUUUGCCACUUACAGUUGUAGUGGGUAAGGGUAGCCUGGAAAAGGCAAUUAUGUGACCCUCAUGUUAAGAAGUUUAUUACUUAUUAUUAUUAUUUUUGCCAUUAUUAUUGUUGUUGUUGUUGUUCCUAGUGCUAUAAAUUGCUUCUUGUAUACUCUUAGACCAGGGCCCAUUCCUUGGUCCUGAGGUGUUGGAUGGACAGAAAUCUUUUAUAUUAUCAUGCACACUGAUCCCAAGAGGAUCAUCUUUUGCAGUUCGUUGAUGUUAAUGGUUCCAGUGAUCUUUCCUAAAUUCUGGUCCACUCCCUUUUUAAGAAGUCCCAGCACACCAACUAUGAUUGGCACAGUCUCUGUCUUAUUAUUAAUAUUAUUAUUAUUAUUAUUAUUAUUACCUAGCAAUUUAAUCAAGAUUAUAUUUCAUUUCCUUCACUAGGAUCACAUAGAGAUUGAAAGGCACAAGGAAGAGGUACUCUUGUCAAACCAGUGGGGCUCAUUUUUCACUGAUGCUGGCACUGCUCAAGAUGGACCCAGCAAAGAUUAUGACCACUGCUUUAACAAUGUAUUGGAUGGUUUCUUUGUUUCUAACAAAGCCAAAGAAAGAAGAGAAAUGAACACUUUUUGGGGAGAUGUGAUACAGAAAUACAGUACUAUUACCAUUCCACGGAUUGAUUUUAUCACAGGUAAUUUUCCUCCAGUGUGGAUUAUGAGUAUUAUUAAUGUAACACAGGAGCUAUCAUGUUUUCAAAUGUACAAUAUUAUUAUAGUAGGACAUGGUUGCAGGACACUGCAGUGGAAUCUCACCUUACAUGCCACAGCCACCUCAUUUUUACAGUCACUUUUUCUUGGUCCGGCAAAACGGCCAUACAUUGCCUUAGAAAAAUCCCUCAUUAAUGCUGUCACCCAUUGAUACAGUCAAUGGCCACAUUUUAAAAUCCCUAGCAGUAGAAUCUUUUAUAAUUUCACCCUGUUAAUACAGCCACUCAUUUGAAAUUAGAAAAAUAAAAUGCCUGUGUCAUGUCAAUUUCAUUGACCUAGUAAGCUAAGCCUGUUCUUUUAUUGUUUUUAAACUACAAUACACUUAUAUUUGUUUUUGGCGGGGUAAUAACCAAUUUCUAAGGAUGGAAAAAAAAGUUUAGAGUAGUUUUUACAAUAACUGUACACAAUAUCUACAUUCUGGUUGCUUAUUAGAGAGGACAAUAUGUUCAAGAGGUGCAAAUAUGAUGUAUGGUGUACUUUUCAUUACAACCAUUAUAAAGUCAUGAAAUUUGGUCCUGCCCCGGUACCACGCCAUUGAUACAGCCAAAUUUUUUGGACCCAUUGGUGACUGUAUUGACAGGGUUCUACUGUAUAUUGAAUUAAGGUGGAGUGACACAUGCCCUGAAAGAAAUGUCGACUGUUUUCUCACUCCACUCCUCCUUGGGGCACCCAAGUGUGAGAGAUGGCAGUAUAUAGUGCUGGAAUUGGGACAUUGUUAUUUACUCCACUGGGAACCACUCCAGAGGAUUGGGGAAAGGAGAUUAUUAACACUUACACACAUACACAAGUUAAAACUGCAACUGUUUGCUUUUUAAGCAAAGAUGAGUGGAUAACGCAGUUUCCGUAAUACUUAUCCCCUGGAUAUUGAUUUAACCAGUGGAUAGCACUAUCGAAUGUUUGAACAACCAGGACCUGCGUUAUGUUUUUAAACAUAAAAGAACCUUAACUGAACCUUUUCAAGCUGACUUUUAAAAAUUCUAAAAACAUACCUUCUUACAUGUAUAUGCACAGUAGGGUUUGUUGUAGUUUCAGUUGGUUUCAUGAAACCAGUGUUGAUGUAUUGUGUUACCUUAGGUCAAACUCAGUGGAAAUUCGUUGUUGAAUAUACAAAUUUGUAUGUUUACUAGUGGGUAUUGUAUUAGCAUAUUUACUGUAGUGAAUAAGGGCAGCAUAUUUUGGGAGAAAGAAGCUAAAGAGUGCUGCCCUGGAUUAGCUGCCAUGGUCCUGAUAUAAUCAAAAUCAAAAGACGUCAAUUCUGUCAGUUUAAGUAAUGCAGAAAAAUAAUGAUAAUAAAAUUAUAAGCACCCCCUUUUGAAUAAGGGCCACUUUGAGGGGUUAAAAAAUUUAAUGAGCGCUGCAGUGCUUAUUCAAGUAAAAUACAGUAUCCAUCUUGCUAACAAGUUGUCAUAUUAUUAUUACCAAAUAUUAUAAAAACAUUUUGUAAGCUGGUACUGCAUUUACUGAUGAAUCUGUUACUGAUGAAUCUUUGUCUUACUUUGUUGUAGAACUACCACUUGAUCAUGAAUUUCAACUCUUCAGUGCAUCAGCAGGAGGAUUUUACCCAGGAAGUCCAAGAUCUCUUCACUUAUAACAUAAAGUAGUACAAUCAUCUUCAUCCAUUGGUGCAGUCUGAUGGAUCUAUGCCUGUAUUAAGAUGCACCAACUUUCUAACUUUCAACUGUCAAUUUACGUAAAACACUUAUUCACCUUUUGCCGGUUAGCAAAAGAUUUUUGUUAGUUAAAAAGUUGCCUGAGAAAAUAGCUGAUAUUAAUGUCACCACUAGUUUCCCUGUGAAUAAUGAAGUCUAACAAAUGAGUGCAGAAAUUCCAUACUGAUGAUGCAUCACCACCCAGAUCUGGGUAGUUUUUCUGAUUGGCUGAAAUUGAACAAGAUAAUUUUGACCAGCAACAUGACUGGAUAGACAUUUUGAAUGGUAUUGCCUCUGUUAACUAAUUUAUUUCCAUAUCUAAAACAACUGGCAGUAAAUAACAAUUUGUGAAUACCAGUAGGUGUUUAAAUAACCAAAAUUUCUAUUUAUAUAAUAAUAAUGAUAGGAAAGAUUUUAAGCACAUAAAUGCAUCCAAAUAAAUUAUUUUGUUAUUAUUAUUAGUGCACCUUAUUUCACCUCCACAAGUAAGACAUUAAUAGUAUUUAAUAUUCACGAGUGCAUUGUAUUACAGUCAAACCGACAAAACUGUGAACACUUGAAUUAUUUCAGGAUAGUGUUAUUGUUUCAUGUCCAAUCACAGCAAAAUAUCUAGCCUGAGUAUCAGGCGUUUCUGGGGAAAAGGGGAAAGAUGGAAGCGAAAAAGGGAGAGAGCUGAAUGGUUUUGUGUCAGGCCUUCCUC
Molecule: messenger RNA, 12741 nt
Organism: Porites lobata
Lineage: Eukaryota; Metazoa; Cnidaria; Anthozoa; Scleractinia; Poritidae
Source: the annotation of a GenBank genome assembly